AUGAACCCAGGAAACUUCUCAGAAACUACAGAGUUCUUUCUCCUGGGACUCUCAGAAGAUCCAGACCUGCAGCCUGUACUCUUUGCACUUUUCCUGUCCAUGUACCUGGUCACAGUGCUUGGGAAUCUUGUCAUCACCAUGGUUAUCAUCUCAGACUCCCACCUGCACACCCCUAUGUACUUCUUCCUCUCCAGUCUGUCCUUUGUGGACAUCUGUUUCACCACCACCACCAUUCCAAAAAUGCUGGUGAACAUCCAGGUGCAUAGUAAAUCCAUCAGUUAUACUGGCUGCCUCACCCAAAUCUGUUUUGCCUUGGUUUUUCUUGGAUUAGAAAAUGGAAUUCUGGUAACUAUGGGGUAUGACCGCUUUGUGGCCAUCUGUCAUCCCCUAAGGUACAAUGUCAUCAUGAAACCCAAACUCUGCAGGCUGCUGGUUUUGCUUUCCUUCCUCAUCAGUGUCCUUGAUGCCCUACUCCACACCUCCAUGGCACUGAGGCUCUCUUUCUGCACUAACCUGGAGAUUCCCCACUUUUUCUGUGAACUGGCUCAUCUUCUCAAGCUUGCCUGUUCUGAUAUCCUCAUCAAUAAUAUCCUGGUGUAUUUGGUGACAGGCCUGUUGGGUGCUGUUCCUCUCUCUGGGAUAAUUUUCUCUUACACUCAAAUUGUCUCUUCUGUCCUGAAAAUUCCAUCAGCUGGUGGAAAGUAUAAAGUCUUCUCCAUCUGUGGGUCACACUUAAUUGUUGUUUCCUUGUUCUAUGGGACAGGUUUUGGUGUAUACCUCAGUUCUACAGGUACUCAUUCCUCCAGAAAGAGUGCAGUAGCCUCAGUGAUGUACACUGUGGUCACCCCCAUGAUGAACCCCUUUAUCUACAGCCUGAGAAACAAGGACAUGAUAGGGGCUCUAAGGAGACUUAUUUAUAAAAUAACAUCUUUCCCUUAA
Heterocephalus glaber (naked mole-rat) is the source of this 939-nucleotide messenger RNA. Its product is annotated as olfactory receptor 7G3. Gene Ontology annotation, biological process: G protein-coupled receptor signaling pathway. Lineage: Eukaryota; Metazoa; Chordata; Mammalia; Rodentia; Bathyergidae. The record is from RefSeq and is a predicted model, not a curated record. Gene Ontology annotation, cellular component: membrane. Gene Ontology annotation, molecular function: olfactory receptor activity; G protein-coupled receptor activity.